This is a messenger RNA of Zalophus californianus (California sea lion), 552 nucleotides long. It is a transcript of the gene GLOD5, whose product is annotated as glyoxalase domain containing 5. The transcript has 3 exons. The record is from RefSeq and is a predicted model, not a curated record. The coding region runs from base 27 to 476 and encodes 149 amino acids. NCBI's taxonomy places the organism in Eukaryota, Metazoa, Chordata, Mammalia, Carnivora, Otariidae.
UCCAGGGCAAGGACACCUUGCCUGCCAUGCUGUGCUGUCUGCCCUCCAGGCUGCCAACCAGGAUGUGGGGCAGAACUUCCCAGAAGCAGUCGCGGAGGAACAGCAGUCAGACUCUUUCACCAUGCCUUAUCCAUAGGCUUGACCAUAUUGUGAUGACGGUAAAGAGUAUCAAAGACACCACCAUGUUUUAUUCCAAGAUCCUGGGCAUGGAAGUCACAACUUUCAAGGCUUGUGAGGUUCCCAUUGAGGAGGGUCCGGUCCCCAGAACAGGGGCAAAAGGACCCAUUAUGUCCACCUACUUCCGAGACCCUGAUGGAAACCUGAUUGAGGUGUCCAACUAUAUCUCCUCAUUAUUGAGGCUGGCCCUCCUCCAUUCUGUUCCCUGCCAUGUCUCCCUCUCCCUUCCUUCCUGCAAGCUCUUACCCAAGCCCAGAAAUCUCCAAGGAUUGAGGACUUGGGCACUUCACUCUUCCUAGCGGGGGGCAGAGGGAGGGAGGGGAGACUGAUUUGGGUUUGGGACCAAAACUACCUAUCUGAAUAUCCCCCAUCCAA